Molecule: messenger RNA, 1694 nt
Organism: Cercocebus atys (sooty mangabey)
Lineage: Eukaryota; Metazoa; Chordata; Mammalia; Primates; Cercopithecidae
Gene: GLTPD2
Product: glycolipid transfer protein domain containing 2
Biological process (GO): intermembrane lipid transfer; ceramide transport
Cellular component (GO): cytosol; membrane; cytoplasm
Molecular function (GO): ceramide 1-phosphate binding; ceramide 1-phosphate transfer activity
Source: RefSeq, a predicted model, not a curated record
AAAAAAAGAGAGAGAGAGAGAGAGAAGUAGGUGUUCCCUGGAUUCCAGAGGUGUGUGAUGCUUGAACUUAAUAUUUAUAGGGCAAUUGUGGUCAGCUUUUCCAUUUAGUGUUUUCAUAUACAUUAUCAUUUAAUCCACACAUGAGCUUGCAAAGUACCUAUUAUUAUCCUCAAUUUACAGUGGAGAGAACUCAAGACCAGAGUGAAUUAGGGCCCACACCACUGCUCAGUAGGGGAGCUGUUCUGGCCCCUGCCUCUCUUCCCAGUACUCAGAGUGCCUCUUACUACAGCUGGCCCUACGGGGAAGGGAAAGGCACUGAUCUGUCACUGCUAUCGAAUCCCCCAAAUUCCCUUCACCCGGUUCCUCGCACCCGGGGUAGCUGCCCUUUGGGGCGAAGGGCACAGGGGAAGGGGCCUUAGUGGGUUAAUUAUUAACCCUUUGCCCCUCAGGGCAGCACGGGCUUCUCUCCCCUCCUGGAGGUGGAGGGACACUUACUGGCUAGGGGCUGGUAAGGGGGCGGUGGUCCCAGCAGCAGGCAUGGGGGUGGCGGUGCGGCCCCGACUGCGGCACUGGUUCAGCCACUCAGUUCCUCUCACUAUCUUCGCGCUGCUGCUGCUUUAUCUCAGUGCUCGGAGCCUAGGCACCCGUCCGGGCUGCGGACCCAGGGCUCAGGCCUGCGUUCCAUGGGGAACCGCGCCCUUCCAGGUCCGGCAGGAGUCGGGACCCCUGGAGGCCCCGGAGAGGAAAGAGCCUCCGUGUCUGGCCCCUCGGGGGACGCUGGGCCGUAUGAUGAGGCCGUUCCACGCCAGUGUGAAACCCGAAAGGGAUGUGAGGCUGUCGCCGUACCUGGCGGGAUGGCGGGCACUCGUCGAGUUCCUGACUCCUGGUUCAGUCUUCGCCUUCGCCACUAGGGAGGCCUUCACCAAGGUGACAGCCCUGGAGGCUCGGGUGCACGACCCGAACGCGGAGCACUACUCGUCUCUGGCGGCCAUGGCGGCGUGGGAGCGGCGGGCGGGACUGCUGGAGCAGCCGGGGGGCCCCCGGGACCCGGCCCGGAGCUCGGGCUCUCGCACGCUGCUCCUGCUGCACCCUGCGCUGCGCUGGUCCCAGCUCUGCCUCCACCGGGUGGCGACCGGCGCGCUGGGAGGCCCGGACGCGGGAUUGCAGUGCAGCGACGCCUACCGCGCGGCCCUGGGUUCGCAUCCCUGGCUGGUCCGUCAGGCCGCCCGCCUCGCCUUCCUCGCCUUCCCGGGUCGCCGCCGCCUGCUGGAGCUGGCGUGUCCUGGAACCACCCAGGCGGAGGCGCGGGCCGCGCUGAUCCGGGCCGCCGGCACCCUGGAGGAUGUCUACAACCGCACCCAGAGCCUGCUGGCCGAGCGCGGCCUGUCUGCUCCAGCUGACCUAGGACAGCGGCUGCGGGGACCGGCGGGAACGGAGCGGAUCGCCCGCGGUGGGGCCGCGCAGCCCGAGGUCAGCCCCGCAGCCGGCGCCGCGGCCGCCUCCGUAUCCCGCCUCAUCCGUGACGUCGCGGCGGUGAGGGCUGCCCCCGGCAGGGAAUGGCGUUGAGCUCCCUCUGUCCGCAGUCUCGGAAAGACGGCAGGAGCUGUGAGGAAUAAAAAGUACUUGGCAGCAUCGACGUAGGGCGUUUUGUGUGAUGACGACAGGCGCUUAAGGGAAAUAAAAAACGAAUGUGA